Messenger RNA from Sardina pilchardus (European sardine), 3562 nucleotides. It is a transcript of the gene stx1b, whose product is annotated as syntaxin 1B. Lineage: Eukaryota; Metazoa; Chordata; Actinopteri; Clupeiformes; Clupeidae. The transcript is spliced from 10 exons. Gene Ontology annotation, biological process: synaptic vesicle fusion to presynaptic active zone membrane; exocytic insertion of neurotransmitter receptor to postsynaptic membrane; intracellular protein transport. Gene Ontology annotation, cellular component: SNARE complex; endomembrane system; plasma membrane. The record is from RefSeq and is a predicted model, not a curated record. Gene Ontology annotation, molecular function: SNARE binding; SNAP receptor activity. The coding region runs from base 189 to 1055 and encodes 288 amino acids.
CACACGAGCACUGUGAAACGGGAAUAGGGAACGGAAAACGCCACGGUAGCACAGCACAGGGGAUACGCAACCCCCCUUAUCAAAUACAAAUCGCAGAUUGACAAAUAAAGGACGCGGACUCUUGGAAAUAAGAAGACCAUCAAGAAAAUCUCGAACGAAAAUAUUUUAGCCACGACGGCGAGGGAACAAUGAAGGAUCGUACGCAAGAACUACGAAGUGCCAAGGACAGCGACGAUGAUGAGGAAGUUGUCCACGUGGACCGAGACCACUUCAUGGAUGAGUUCUUCGAACAGGUGGAGGAGAUCCGUGGCUGCAUAGAGAAGCUCUCUGAGGAUGUGGAGCAGGUGAAGAAGCAGCACAGCGCCAUCCUAGCGGCACCCAACCCUGACGAGAAAACCAAGCAGGAGUUGGAGGACCUUACAGCUGACAUCAAGAAGACAGCCAAUAAAGUUCGCUCAAAAUUAAAAGCAAUCGAGCAGAGCAUUGAGCAGGAGGAGGGCAUGAACAGAUCAUCCGCAGACCUGCGAAUCCGCAAGACACAGCACUCGACGCUGUCACGUAAGUUUGUGGAGGUCAUGACUGAAUACAACACUACGCAGUCCAAAUACAGAGACCGCUGCAAGGACCGCAUCCAGAGGCAGCUGGAGAUCACUGGGAGAACAACCACCAACGAGGAGCUGGAGGAUAUGUUGGAGAGUGGCAAGCUGGCCAUCUUCACUGAUGAUAUCAAGAUGGACUCCCAGAUCGACAAGCAGGCCCUCAACGAGAUCGAGACUAGACACUCCGAGAUCAUGAAACUGGAGACCAGCAUCCGUGAGCUCCACGACAUGUUCCUGGACAUGGCCAUGCUUGUGGAGAGUCAGGGCGAGAUGAUUGACAGAAUCGAGUACAACGUGGAGCACUCAGUGGACUAUGUGGAGAGGGCAGUGUCUGACACCAAGAAGGCCGUCAAAUACCAGAGCCAAGCCCGCAAGAAGAAGAUCAUGAUCAUAAUCUGCUGCGUCGUUCUCGGAGUCGUCCUGGCGUCCAGCAUCGGAGGGACCCUCGGCUUCUAGACACGGAAGAGGAACGACGAACAACGAGAAAAAAACAUUGAGAGAAAUAUAUCACAUACAAUACGAGAUAAGGAAACUGUUAUUAAGGGGGUUGGGUGGGGUUGAAAAAACAAAGACAAAAAAAAGCAAACAAACAAACAAACAAACAAACACUACACGCUAGCUGACUAAACACAUGCUGUAUACAAAAAUGUGGGUACAAGCAAACAUAAUACAAUGUACAUGUAAAUGUAUUGAACAUAAGAACAUAUGAAACAGCACAUGGGUUAGCUCCCUGUAAAGAAAUAUGUCGUACAAACAUUUUUCUUUCUUUAUUUUUUAAACUGUUUCUUUCGUUUUUCGGGGGUCUCCAGGAUAGUGCCAGAUACUGCUAAAUUGUUUGUGUUCCUACGAAGUCAAAGGUUUUUAUUUGAAGGGUUGCAUUCUCGUGUUUGUUGCACAAACGUAACGGUAGAGUUUUAGAGAGAGGGACUUGUGUAGCUGACAUCACACAGACACUUCAGUCACGUUUCGUCGGGAGGGAUUUCCGAUUCUCCAGACAGCUCCCAAACCAUUGGUUCUGACUGUCCGUCAUUGAUCAGUCUAACUAGUACAGUCGUGAAUCACCAGAACCCAGAUAGUAACUGAUAUGGAGCAGGCUCUGUUCCCAUGACCUGGUCCAGAAUUGGACUCCUCUCAGAGUUCAGUUGCUAUCAGGGUUUGGUGAGGAAGAAAAAAAAAACUCAGAACAUGGCCUCCAAAUCUCCAAUGCGCCUUUGUUCCAUUCGACCAAUAUAGAGCUUUUUACUUAAUAAGCACACAGCUGAAUGAACGGGGAACAGGCCAUUUUGAAGUGUCCCCAAGCGUACAGAAACCCCCCAGGGGCAUGAGCCUAGCAGUAGGCCUCAGCAUGACACUACGCAGGCCCUGGUUUCCAGUACGAGAGACAGAAAGACAAGACUGUCUGUGCGCUUUGGGCCAAAUCUGUCGUGCAGGAAACGUUGCAUUUCUGACAUAACAAAAAGACUCAUGCCACAGGCGAGGUACAACCACGUGCCGCUAAGUUGAACUAUGCAGUUUUGACAUAAGAGCAAAGAAUGACGAGAGUCACGCCCCCUCCCCACCCCCACCCCAAUCCCACAAGCUGAAGGGUUGAUUCUCCAGUGCCACACUUGGUGACAACCCCCGAGAGAGAAAAUGUGUGUGAACGAGGACAUUUUAGCUUUUGACGCUGUUCUAAAGAUAUUUCUGAAAAUGAAGAACGUUUAAAAGUACAGAAGAAAACCUAAAGGAAUUUCAAAAACUUGAAAACGUUUGGCUAGCCUUGGUGUAGUCCUGUAUCGUCUUGCGGAGGUGCUUGUGCUGAUGUGGUCGUGUAGCCCAUGACGUGUCUUGUGACUAAUAGUCUUGCCUCAGUUUUGCAUUUCAAUGUUUUUUUCCACUUUAUUUUACCCAUACCUCUUGGACGGUUGGUGAAAGUGAUGUUGAUAUAUAUGAAAAUACAUAUAGAUAUAAAUAUAUAUAUAUAUAGACAUAAUAUAUGUACCACUCCAAUGAAGUUUUAUUUUUCCUAGCAGAGGUAUAGCCUACAACACAAUACUCAAAUAUACUACUUUAAGAUCCAGAUUUAAGACUCAAACAUACUGCUUUAUUGUAAACCUUAUUUAAUUAGACAGUACAAAAGUUCAAGUAUUGGUUCAGAUAUUUUGGAAAGUUAUUUUCUAGAUUCUCGACAUUAUCAGGCUGAAAAACUUGCGACAUCUUGGUGCUACUUAGUUUUCCCUGUGUGAAGGACAACACCUGUCCGUCUUCUCCAAACACCUCAAAGACACCACUCAACAUCCUCCGCUGCAUGUGGCCCGAUGGCUGUAUAGAAGCGCAGGUUAUCAAAAGCCACUCGGUGUCCCAUGGAGAGAGUGCUGAGUCCUGCAGCGACCUGCCUGUGCUGAAGGCUUGCACAUGCAGGACUCUCAGAGCUAAGGCUAAAGCUAAGGCGAACUGAAUGACGAAGCUUCAGCUCUGUCACCUCAGUCCAGUGGAAGUCAGUUGGGCCAAGUGAGCUCUUUAGGCCGCCAUCACCACCGCUUUGGCAAUCUGUGUAGCAAUGGUGUGAGUCGAAAAAGGUUUUUGUUUUAUUUUUUUACCCCACACACUACUCACUGAAAGGAAAGGUGAAGAGUACAAACACACAUACACACACACACAUUGAGUAAAAUUUAAAAGCCAGCAAUAUAUUCUUUUUUAAAGACAAACCUCAAGAAACCAUGUCAGCUAGUUUCGUAAGGUUUCACAGAUUGUGCUUCCCAUUAAUGUUAAUGUGUCUGGAAGCCAUCUUGACCAUCAUUAAGAGCAUGGUUGAACUUUUAUAUCUAACCGUUAAGCAAAAGAAAUAGCUGGCAUGUGGCUUGUAAUUUAAAAAGAAUAAACGUGUGCUUCUUUGUAUGCCGUGAUGAAAAUGUCAACAUCAGUUAAUUGUAGUGUGUAUUUGUUGGAUGAUUACUAAAAAAAAUAAGAGCCAGCUCUAUUCA